Molecule: messenger RNA, 464 nt
Organism: Paramecium sonneborni
Lineage: Eukaryota; Ciliophora; Oligohymenophorea; Peniculida; Parameciidae
Source: the annotation of a GenBank genome assembly
AUUUCAUGUUUAUUUAAUAACCACCCUCCAGACAACCCUACCUAAAACCAAAAUUACCGACCCAAUAAUAAUUCCAUCCCAAUAAUUUUAUUUAGCAAGUAAAAACAAAUAGAAACCCAUUAGCAUUUUGCAUCUUAGUUUAAGCAAUAAUUUAUUGGUCGAAAUUAAUUCAAACCUGAUUUAAUGUCUAGUAUCCCUUUUGCUAAAUCUAUUUAAUAUGAAAUACCUAAAUAAUAAAAUGAUUAGCUUUUAAAUAAUGAUUAAGAUCCAAAGUAAAUUAAUUUCAUUGUCUUAUAGAAAACACUCCUCAGAAAUGGUUUAGUUAAUUAAAGAAAGUUAAGAGUUAAAAAGAAACAUAAGUGAAAAAGAUUAAGAAAUUUAGAAAUGCAAACAAAACAUAGAAAGGCUAGAAUAAUUAAUUGAUUACUUAGAAAAAUAAUCAAAAGAAACCUAAAAAGAUUGAU